Molecule: messenger RNA, 2861 nt
Organism: Pomacea canaliculata
Lineage: Eukaryota; Metazoa; Mollusca; Gastropoda; Architaenioglossa; Ampullariidae
Exons: 5
Coding region: 1632-2318 (228 amino acids)
Source: RefSeq, a predicted model, not a curated record
GAAAAAAAUCGUCUGCCAGCAGUCCAGGGAUAUUAGUUCGUGAUCAAAUCGAACCCCAGCAACCUGGACGCAUAGCUCCGCUGAUGACUAGAAACGCAAAGAAAAUUGGCGGCUUAUAAAUCAAGAUUACCAGGCCAGCAGCUUCAACUAAAAGGCAGAAAUCGACACUCCUCGUCGGUAGAACAGCCAUAGGCUUUUCUAGUUCAGGAAAACUCUUCUUCACAGGCUCUUUCUGACUAUAAAGGAGGAUCAGUACUAGGGUGGACUUGUACAAAUUGUACUUUACUGUAAACCAGACGUCGCUGAUGUUUAGCCUAUAGCGAUUGCCGCUGUUAUUGUCGCGAUCCUGAUGCGGAUAUCUGUCGUGGAGCUGCCCUUUUUAGAAAGGAUUGUUCCUAGGUACAUAAAGCUGUUAACCCCUUCAAGCCAUAGUCCGUUCCUGUAGAUAUCUGCUCUGCCAUCACUUUUUGUUAUAUACAUCGCGUGUGCAUAAACAUUUCCCUGGCCGAAUGUUUUCCAUACAUUCGAUUAAAGGGUGAUUAGCAGAACUAUAAAAUCAUAUAAAACUGUAAAAGACUUGGUGGUCUACAACAAAGUAUUUUUUUUUUAAUUUUUUUAGUAAACACGCUUUAAGUAAACUGAGAAAGUAUUUUAUUGAGAGGAAAAUAAAAGUGUUACCUUCAGCCUGUUCAAAAACAGACUCACCAAGAGAAAAUUUCUCUCUCUGUUUUGCAGCCUUCGUACAAAAUAGCCUUACAUUUUUCCUAUUCAUGUCAAUAAAUAUGUUUUCUGUCAUGUCAACAACUUAUUCUGCAAAUAAUUUCUAUAUUUUCUUCCCAGAGUAACAGGAAUUUGUAAAGUCUUAGAUGGUCUGAAAUUUACGCCUAGUUCUGUACAUCAUGUAUUCCCAGUGCAGUCAUAAAAAUAAAGCAAAACAAAUUGACAGAAAAAGAACACAUUAUUUUUCCGUUAUGUAUUGAUGUUUAAAAUCCAAUGGAAAAAAAGAGUUUAUUUUUUUGGAAUGAGAGGGAAAUUUCAUGAGACUACGUUACAACCGCAGCAGUUUGGUCAGUGGCGGAUAAACGGAGUGCGUCUAUCCUUUUGAACCAAACUACCACACUUAUAAUAGCCAACAUAUAUAAUAGACACACGUUUAGACCUUCAAACUUUCUGGCAACUGAAGUGUACUUAUUGACGUCAGGGCCGUCUUUGGGGUUGACAAAUCCACACCUAGGUGGUCCACCCCGAUGUCGGAGAGCCCCUCUACCGGCCAGGAAAUGUCACCUGAGCACAUCGGGGAGAAAAAGUCCUCUGUUGAUCAUUUUGGCACGUACAGGUGUGUCCGCGGAAGCUGCCAGGAGGGGGCGGUAUGGUCUCGCCAUGUUUGGCGCGUGCCUUUCACGUCUUGGGACCUCGUCCUUCCCAGGCUGUCGCAGCCAUGGCGAAACAUUUCGCAAACAUCGUGAUGGCGCUUCACAUCACGUGAAGCAGUUGUUUCUCUUUUUAAAGCCUCCUCAUCUCUGGCUAGACUGAUAGUUUUGUGUCGUCCUUCCUCACCGAACAGAACUACUAGAAUUUUUAGUGCAGAGCUUCCGUGAAAGAGCCUCCAUCACUGGUAUCUGUGCAGUAUAAUGAAGAUUGUAACGUUUCUCGUUGCUGCAGCUGUGGCACUAGCUGUCCAGGUGCUCGGAAAAGAUUCGAACAGUAGCGAGGAAUGGACUGACGUGGUGGAAUGUUUUCGCAUUCUAACCAACCAAACGGCUCUUUCUCACAGUACUGGACAACUCCCUGCCGCUGACGUCACUCGGGAACUUUUCAAAGCUGUCUGCAGCACAAAAGACCAAUUUCUGGAGUGCGUGGACAAGACUCUCAGCAAGGCUCAGGGCACAUCCGUGCUGCAACACUUCCGCCCUCUGUUCAAUGUUUCUAUUGUGACAGAGGCUUACAAUGAUCUCUGCAGCAACGAGACAGUAACCCAAGGUGACGAGGAUCUGUCCUGCCUGGUGAACGCGACAGCUCUCUUACCAUGCUACACCGAGUACUACAAUUACCUGUUCUACCUGUCCGUCGUCAAGCGUUUUGGAUCUCAAGAGCGACAACUCCCUGAUGACGUGGUCAACACUCUUCUGUGCACGUUGGCUGAGGAGCGGAGAGAUUGCGAGGUGGCUGCUUUGAGCAAAUGCAGCACCAAAGUGGGGGAAGUAAUGCAAUCUUUCUACCAGAAGACGUUGCCUGCCGUCUGCCAAGAGGACGAGAGUGAUGUAAGGUCACGGUCAGAGGUCAGCACACCCUCUGACACAACGCCUACAUCUGGGUGACUCCCCACCCCUAUUUUUUUCUAACUCGCGGAAUAAUGUAAUCAACUCGAAGUUCAUUACAAAUACAUGUAACGUGUGGUGUUGUUAUUUGCCGCUCUUCUCAUAUCAGAAGAACUCAUCAUGGAGUGAGAGUAAGAACUGUCAGACAUAAAGGGAAGACUGUGUGAGGGAAAGAGAGCAAUGAUAUAUACCCCGCAAAAUAUUGUAAGUACAAAUCAGAAGUCAUGUGCAUAAUUCAGAAUUAUCAAUGCAUGAAAAUUUAAUCUUCUUGUCUUUCUGGUCUGCAAUUAUAAGUAAACCCUUUUAACAAAUUAGCUUUUUGUGUCGUGCAAAUGCUGCGGAGACUCGUGAUGCCCAAACGACCAGAUACCAGAGAAAUGCAGUUUAAAGUUUUCACUAUUCGGUUUGUAGCAUAAGCUUUAACGCUUGCAUGUUCGCUGAUUAUCAUUUGUCGACUUUUGUUAUCGCCUAUUGUUCUGUAAUACUUGUACUGGCAGUCUGACUCGUCGGUUUGUGCAAUAAAAUUUUACUGUUUAUAUUUCA